AUGGCCUUGGAGCUUCUGGUGGGUGAGGAGGUCAGUCCACUUUCACCCCCACCCCCGACCACCAUCUUGGAUUUGGCCACAAGCAGCCCUCUCGCGCUGCCAUCUUCCUCCUCCUCCUCUCCCACACUUCCAACCUCUGCAGGUGACAUGAGACAGAGGCGGCUGUCCAACGAGAGCUCCAGAGGGGACUUCUUCCUCGUGGGCUUCUCCGAUUGGCCCCAGUUGGAGCCGGUCCUCUUUGGGAUCGUCCUGACCUCCUACCUCCUGACCAUGCUGGGCAACACGGCCAUCAUCGUGGUGUCCCGCCUGGACCCCCGGCUCCACACGCCCAUGUACUACUUCCUGGGCCACCUGUCCUUCCUGGACCUCUGCUACGCCACCAGCAUCACCCCCGGGCUCCUGGCCAACCUCCGCGGCCAGGCCCAGACCAUCGGCCACCUCGGCUGCAUGGUCCAGCUCUGCGUCUCCCUGGCCCUGGGCUGCACCGAGUGCUUCCUCCUCGCCGUCAUGGCCUACGACCGCUACGCCGCUGUCUGCCGCCCGCUCCGCUAUGCCGCCCUGGUGCCUCCGGCCCUCUGCCGGGCCCUGGCGGCCGUCUCUUGGCUGGGGGGCGCCUUCAGCUCCCUGGUCCAGGCGGGGCUGGUGGGGGCGCUGCCCCUCUGUGGCCUCCGUCGCCUCGACCACUUUCUGUGUGAGAUGCCCGCCCUGCUCAGGCUGACUUGCGAGCGGAACCCGGGCGGGACGGAGGCCAAGAUGUUCGUGACCCGGGUGCUGGUCCUCUUGGUACCCGUGUCCCUCAUCCUGGUCUCCUACGGCCACAUCGCCCGGACCGUGCUGAGGAUGCGGUCGGCCGGCGGCCGGCGGAAGGCGGCGGGGACCUGCGGGUGCCACCUGACCGCCGUCACCCUCUUCUACGGUUCCGCCAUCAGCGUCUACCUCCAGCCCGUCCACCGCUACUCCCAGGGGCGGGGUAAGUUCGUCACCCUCUUCUACACGGUGGUCACCCCCACCCUCAACCCCCUCAUCUACAGCCUGAGGAACCAGGAUGUGAAGCGGGCCCUGGGGAGGCUGCUGAAGGGGCAGGAGGCCCGAGGCCUCUAG
Ornithorhynchus anatinus (platypus) is the source of this 1101-nucleotide messenger RNA. RefSeq names its product olfactory receptor 10-like. The transcript has 2 exons. Gene Ontology annotation, biological process: G protein-coupled receptor signaling pathway. Gene Ontology annotation, molecular function: G protein-coupled receptor activity; olfactory receptor activity. Lineage: Eukaryota; Metazoa; Chordata; Mammalia; Monotremata; Ornithorhynchidae. The record is from RefSeq and is a predicted model, not a curated record. The coding region runs from base 1 to 1101 and encodes 366 amino acids. Gene Ontology annotation, cellular component: membrane.